UAAAUAAUUCAAGACCGAGACCAAGAGGCUAAAAUGCACAGCACAACCGAAUAAAACCUCGAAUUAGAAGGAAAAUGGCUCAAAUGGGUCCCUAUCUCUGCAAGUUCUAGUUAAGCAAACAAACAAAAUGGUCUGGGACAAAUGAUUAUUGUAACUCAAGAAGAUUAGAAGAAAAUGUAAUUAGCUCCCAAGCUUCUUCCUGUUCCUCAGCCUUCUUCCACUCUCCAACUCCCCAGCCGUGAAUUUAACCAAGGCUCCCUUACCCACACCAAAAAAGUCCCUGCUGCAAAGCUGGGAGGGUUAACAGAGCUGGUACCCCAGCCUGCCAGCUAACCAAAGGAGACAGCCGGUGAGGCCCCGAGCCCGCCCCCUGCCAAGCCUCCCAGCCAAUGGGCGCCCGCGGGGAGUGUGGCGCUGCGUCCCAUUGGCUGCCCACCUACGUGCAUAAGAAAGCAAGCGAGAGGCAGGCAGGGCAGCAUUGUUAUCUUAAGACACUCAGCUGGAGCCUGAGUCUGCAGGUGAAACUGCUUAGGUACCAGCACGGAGUCAGAGCGGGGACGCGCCGGGCUGCAGCCGGGGAUGGAAUCCGCCCGCCUGGGACGCUGCUCUGCUCGCGGCUCCUCGGGCAGCGCCUCCGCUGAGCUCGGAGGAUCCCGCUAGCACUUGCCCAGGGAUGUGCACCUGCCGUGCGCGGCGAGCGCCCGGGCAGGUCUGCAGGCAGCCGCGGGAGCGGUGAAGCCAGAGGAGCUGUCUCUGCCCAUGUGCAAAGCAGCGAUUCCGGGAGAGAGACAGAGGGCAGGUGAGUCUCUUUAGAGUUGGAAGGAAGGCAAGAUCUCGGGUUUCUCAUCGUUGGAGGGACAGGAGACUCCCCGGGUCGGGUUUGGCACUUUCUUUCCCUCUCCACCCGCGUGCGCCCCUGCCCGGCGUCGAAACCCCACUUCAAACAUGCUGUGGGUGCCGGGAAUCCUUGCUGCUCAGCUGGAAGGCAGCAGGCAAGUGGUCUGACGGCGGCGGCGGCGGCGGCGGCGGCAGCAGCAGCAGCAGCAAAGCGGGGAGCAAGAGAAUUUGAAAAGAGACAUCCGCUCCCUCUCACACGCCGAGGGGGAGCCAUUCGCGUUCCCCCAAAUGAGAAGGAGCCACAAGAAAUCAUGAAGUAAAAACUUUGGAAAGCAGCCACUGGAGAUGUUGCACAAAAACCUGGAAUCUUUUAGGAGUCUCCUCCCAGUCGGUGGAGGUUUGGGGAGCAGCUGAUACAGCAAGGAGAGCUCUCGCAAGGAUUCAAGUUCCAGGAGUCCUGGAGGAGCGGCUCAGAGCGGGAGAGGGUGGCGAGAGAAUGAAGAAACCAACCUCCCGGGAGAAGCAUGAGGUGGCAGUGCGGCACUCGGUUUAGAGGGCCCCGGCCGGCGGCGGCCCCGUGGGCAACCCUGCUGGCCCUGGGCCUCCCCGGUUGGGUGCUGGCUGUCUCGGCCACGGCGGCCGCCGUGGUCCCCGAGCAUCGUGCCUCCCCCGCCGGCCAGCCGCCCCUGGACUGGCUGCUCACAGACCGGGGCCCCUUCCACCGCGCGCAGGAGUAUGCCGACUUCGUGGAGCGCUACCGCCAGGGUUUCACCACCAGGUACAGGAUCUACAGGGAGUUUGCUCGCUGGAAAGUGAACAACUUGGCUCUAGAAAGGAAGGACUUCUUUAGUUUGCCAUUGCCUCUUGCCCCAGAGUUCAUCCGGAACAUCCGUCUCCUCGGAAGGAGACCCAACCUGCAGCAGGUCACAGAAAACCUGAUCAAAAAGUACGGCACUCAUUUCUUACUUUCUGCCACCCUCGGAGGCGAAGAGUCCCUGACCAUUUUUGUGGACAAGCGGAAACUGAGCCGAAGGUCAGAAACAGCCGGAAGUGCCCCUGCGGUCGGGGGCAGUGGGAACAGCUCGGCCGUGUCCCUGGAGACCCUGCACCAGCUGGCGGCCUCCUACUUCAUCGACAGGGAGAGCACCCUGCGACGGCUGCACCACAUCCAGAUAGCCACAGGGGCCAUCAAGGUCACAGAGACCAGGACCGGCCCCCUGGGCUGCAGCAACUACGACAACCUGGACUCGGUCAGCUCUGUCCUGGUCCAGAGUCCGGAGAACAAAGUGCAGUUACUUGGCCUGCAGGUGCUGCUGCCCCAGUACCUGCGGGAGCGCUUCGUGGCCGCGGCGCUCAGCUACAUCACGUGCAGCUCCGAGGGCGAGCUCGUCUGCAGGGAGAAUGACUGCUGGUGCGAGUGCAGCCCCACCUUCCCGCAGUGCAACUGUCCCGACGCCGACAUCCAGGCCAUGGAGGACAGCCUGCUGCAGAUCCAGGACUCCUGGGCGACGCACAGCCGGCAGUUUGAGGAGUCAGAGGAAUUCCAGGCCCUGCUGAAGAGGCUGCCGGACGACAGGUUCCUCAACUCCACGGCCAUCUCCCAGUUCUGGGCCAUGGACACCAGCCUCCAGCACCGCUACCAGCAGCUGGGAGCCAGCUUGAAAGUGCUGUUCAAGAAGACCCAUCGGCUGGUCCGCCGGCUCUUCACCCUGUGCAAGCGCUGUCACCGGCAGCCCCGCUUCCGCCUGCCCAAGGAGAGGUCCUUGUCCUACUGGUGGAACCGAAUCCAGUCCCUCCUCUACUGUGGAGAAAGCAUCUUCCCCGGCACCUUCCUGGAGCAGAGCCACAGCUGCACCUGCCCCUAUGACCAGUCUUCCUGCCAGGGCCCCAUCCCGUGUGCCCUGGGGGAAGGGCCUGCCUGUGCCCACUGCGCUCCGGACAAUAGCACACGCUGCGGGAGCUGCAACCCGGGCUACGUGCUUGCCCAGGGCCUGUGCCGCCCAGAGGUGGCCGAGUCCCUGGAGAACUUUCUGGGGCUGGAGACGGACCUGCAGGACCUGGAGCUGAAGUACCUGCUGCAGAAGCGGGACAGCCGCAUCGAGGUGCACUCCAUCUUCAUCAGCAACGACAUGCGCCUGGGCAGCUGGUUCGACCCAUCCUGGAGGAAACGCAUGCUGCUCACCCUGAAGAGCAACAAGUACAAGCCCGGGCUGGUGCACGUGAUGCUGGCCUUGUCCCUGCAGAUCUGCCUCACCAAGAACAGCACGCUGGAGCCCGUCAUGGCCAUCUACGUCAACCCCUUCGGGGGCAGCCACUCCGAGAGCUGGUUCAUGCCCGUGAACGAGGGCGACUUCCCCGACUGGGAAAGGACUAACGUGGACGCGGCCGCCCAGUGCCAAAACUGGACUAUCACCUUGGGAAACAGGUGGAAGACCUUCUUCGAGACAGUUCAUGUUUACCUACGGAGCCGCAUCAAGUCCCUGGAUGACAGCUCCAACGAGACAAUCUACUACGAGCCCCUGGAGAUGACCGAUCCGUCCAAGAACCUGGGCUACAUGAAAAUCAACACCUUACAGGUCUUUGGCUACAGCCUGCCCUUUGACCCGGACGCCAUCCGGGACUUAAUCCUCCAGUUAGACUACCCGUAUACCCAAGGUUCCCAGGACUCAGCCCUCUUGCAGCUCAUAGAGCUUAGGGACCGGGUCAACCAGCUGUCUCCACCGGGCAAGGUCCGGCUCGACCUCUUCUCCUGCCUGCUCCGGCAUCGGCUCAAGCUGGCCAACAACGAGGUGGGCAGGAUCCAGUCCUCCCUGAGGGCUUUCAACUCCAAGCUGCCAAACCCCGUGGAGUAUGAGACGGGCAAGCUCUGUAGCUAACUGGGGGCCCACUCCAGUGCUGGGUAGGGAGGGAUCCAGGAAUCUGGGGUGCAAAGAUCACCCAAGCCCUUACCUUAGUGCCAACAGGGUGCUCCCCUGAGACUGUCAGCGCCCAGCAGACGGGACCUCGGGGCUUGGACUGAAGCAGGCAGGAGAGCGAGAAACAGCCACUGCAUACACACACACACUCACCACGCUCGUGCACACAUGCACACACACACACACACACUCACACAGGGAGCCCUACAGCUCUGCAGCCUUGAAUCUGUACCGCCGGUGCUUUCCCAGAUGAAUGCAGUUGAAGGAGAGGUGCCAAGGGAGAGAUUCAAAAACAGAACCGGCCAAACCGCGCAACCAACAAAUCCUUAAAAGUGAUUCUUACCAUUCAGGAGAGCAAGAGGGAACAGCAGUGGGAGGGGCAGGAGCGCGGCCUCCCUCUCUGUGGAGUCACUUUUGUAUUCUUUUUAACCAGAUUUCUUAAAAUGGUGUUGUUUCGUGAUUCCCCACGUUGGUUCUUACUUUUUGUACGCUGCCUCUUCUGAGCCCUCCGGACACUCUGACUGCACCCCGAGCCAGCUCCCUCGGGAAACUCAAGAAGCGACACCCACGGAGGACCACUCAGGGCAGGCGGCCAGCCCUGCUCCCCAUCCCUCCCGCGGCCCCCUUGCUUCCUCGGCCUCCCCAGUUUCGGGGCCUGGCUUGUUCCAGGUUCCCCGUGGCCCAGCCAGAGUUCCUCUUCCAACCGCACCACCCGUUUGGUCCACGACAGCAGCUCUGGCAAGUAAGAGAGAGACCAUGUAUAGGGAAAUGUUCUUUUAAAAAAAAAAACAAAAAACCCCCAAAAUAUUUAUUUUGUGAUUGUUUUUCUUGUCAAUCUGCUCCAGCCACGUGAACAUAUGAGUAAAAAUUUACCUGGUUUAAUAUA
Molecule: messenger RNA, 4638 nt
Organism: Vicugna pacos (alpaca)
Lineage: Eukaryota; Metazoa; Chordata; Mammalia; Artiodactyla; Camelidae
Gene: BRINP2
Product: BMP/retinoic acid inducible neural specific 2
Biological process (GO): nervous system development; negative regulation of mitotic cell cycle; cellular response to retinoic acid
Cellular component (GO): neuronal cell body; cytoplasm; dendrite
Source: RefSeq, a predicted model, not a curated record